Molecule: messenger RNA, 495 nt
Organism: Paramecium tetraurelia
Lineage: Eukaryota; Ciliophora; Oligohymenophorea; Peniculida; Parameciidae
Exons: 1
Source: RefSeq, a predicted model, not a curated record
AUGGGUGCAGUUUGCCAAUAUUAGUAAAUAGGCUCCGAAACUUAUUUCAAUUAAGAAACUCAACAAUAUUUCCCCAUUUCUAAAGAGUUAAAACCAAAAUCUAUAAAUAGCAGUAUCAAGCAUGAUUUAAAGGCUAAAUAUUUAGAUAUUGAAUGUCAAUUUUGCGAAAAACCUCUAAUGAGAGAAAUUGCUUCUUAAACCAAGAUUUCAUAUAAUAAAAAUCAAAGCGUCAAAUUAAGAAAGAAUAGAUCAAAUCCUCAAAAAAAAAAAAGAAAUUAGAAAAGCAAGGAUAAAAUAGUUUUUGAAAAUCUUGAAUAAAAUGAACAACGUUCAUUAAGUCAAACUUCCAAGACCUAAAAUAAACUCCAUAAAUGUUAGUCUUACAAGAAAAAGGGAAAAGAUUAAUAUUAAGACUUUUAACCAUACAUAGUUUUGAUUAACUCUCAAAAGGAAUCAAAAUUUAGCCAUUAAACUUUAAAUUAAAUAAAAAAUUGA